CUUCGUCUUCUUAAGUAGUUUGGCAGAAUCUUGUCUACAGUUUGAGGCGAGCAGUCCUAAGGAAUCGGAGCUGAAAGCAAGUAGACGAGAAGGCGUGAUCUCCUGCUUCCCUCUUCAGUUACUGGCCUUUGCCCUAGGGUCGCCCCUAGAUAGCCCACUAAUCUACCCGCUCAUCUUCUGUUGCUGACCGGGGAUCCCAGCAUGGAGGCACAGAAGGAAGCGCAACGUAUUAUGACCAUGUCUGUAUGGAAGAUGUAUCAUUCACGCAUGCAGCGCGGCGGCUUGAGGUUGCACCGGAGUCUUCAGCUAUCGCUUGUCAUGCGGAGCGCCAGGGAACUCUACCUCUCCGCCAAGGUAGAGACAGAGGAGACGGAGCUAUCCUUCGCGGCCGCGCCCCAGAACCUGCCCCAGCCCAUGACGGUAGUUGAAGCUGAUUCUCCACAAGUGACUGAAGAGGCGAUUCCUGCCCCAGAGCCCAUGGAAACGCAGGAAGCGAGGGAAACCGAGCCAGCGCCCGCCUGCAGCCACCUGCCUCCGGUAACCUCUGCCACUCUGCCUCAACGCUCAGUGAAAGCCAACCGCAAGCGGCGGAGCAGUACCUUGGGCCAGGGUAGGGAUGCUGGCCUGGUCCCCAGCAAGAAAGCUAGGUUGGAGGAAGAAACGGUGCCGGCUGAAGGGAAGCCUGAGGUCGAAGCUGGAGACUUGGGGAGGCGGCAGUUGCAGGUGGAGGAGGGCCCCUUCCCCAGUCUGGCCCGAGUCUUACAGAAGCGCUUCUCUGGCAUCCUGAGUAACACUGGGGGGCCGCCAAAACCCACUGCUCCUCCCUCCUGUGAACUCAAGCCAGGUUGCCGCCAAACAGACAGCAUGAUAAACAUCUUGGUGCGGACGGUGGUGGCUUUCUAACCUGAGCUUUGGACUUCGGACUGUACCCGUAGCUUUAGUUGGCCCGAGCUAAGUCGAGGCCGCUGUCCAGCCUUGAGCGACUGGGGCGGGGGUGGCCCUCAGUCUCUGGUCCGUCCACCUCCCGGAGAGGAAGAAGACUGAUCUCGUCUCCUGUAUUUCCCCAGGCACUGGUGACUGCUUUGGUGGCAGAAGGGGAGUGGUGGUGGUGGUGGUGGGGGGACGAGAGAGCAGCUGCUAAUCUGGAGAAUCUACUCCAUAAUGCUGCUAAAUAGAGGCGAGUCCGAGAGGAGAAUGUGGGACUCUUUCUGACCUCGGUAGUCGUCCUCCAGCUGAGGCUUAAAGAGAGACCUCGGCGUCAGACUGGAUGGAUUGUCGGUGAAGCCAACCAGCACGCAUCCUGACUUCAGAGACUCGUGGAGACCCUGGUGGUCUUCGCUUUUAAGAGAUCUGCCUCAGACCUUUCUAUUGAAAAAGAGGCAUAUAUGAUGGUGCUAUUGAUAUGAUUUGGUAUUUCCUUCUACCUAACUUAGUGCCUGUUCUUGACCGCCCAUUGGAGGUGGUGGUGGAGCAGCAAGUGCUGGGUGUGAGGGUGUUUGCUGGGGUGGGAGAUGAGGUGUGGGGGGAGGCUGGGUAGAAUUUCCUUUCUCAGGGUUUAAACUUUUUUAAUUGGGGGCGGUACUUCUGUCCCAUUAAAGCUUUUUAUAUAAAAUUCAUUGGUGUUUCAUGAGUAUCACUGGCUUCCUUUUUCCCCUUCCCCCUCCUAAAAUUCAGCCACCUCUACAAUGACACACUUGUUCAUAUGAUCAUACUGACAUCAUGGGCUCAGGGAACUUCCUGUUUGCUGUCUUAUGAACUCAGUGUGAGUUUUGGGUGAUGAGUUGGGAGGGAGUGCUCUUGUGAGGGUUGAGUGGCUGUUGGAGGAGUGAAGUGUGGGUGUGGAGUUUAUGGGUUUUAUGAGUCAUUUAACCUAGAAAGGGAAGUGAUUCCUUGUUAGAUUCCUCAUUAAUGAUGAUCCGGAAAUAGGGGCUUGAAAUUCCAUUCCCUUGUCUAUCUCAGAUACAGACUAGAUUGAUCAUCUAGUUCUGAGUCACUGGAUGAAGGUGGGGGAGAAAAGAGAGAGAAGUCCUAGAAAUUAUAUGCCUUGAAUGGAAAAGGAUGUUGUUACCAUCUCAAAAUUAUAAUUCCUUUGUAGGGUUGAAGUUUAUAAAACUAAGGAAAUUCAAAAUCAAAAGGUGGGUUUUUUAGGUCCUGAAGAGGCAUCAAAACACAUACUUGUUGGUUACUCCUAAUCCCCUGGUUUUACACCUGGGAAAACAGUCCCAAAGCAGCAAGUUUUGUAGUCAUGAGAGAUCUGGAUCUCCUGGUUUUUUCUGUUAAGCCAUUAAACUAUCUUCCUACAAACACAUUCUGUUACCCUUCUCUUUUCUUGAACAAGGUUUGCUUGCAUUUUUUUUU
Messenger RNA from Gracilinanus agilis (Agile Gracile Mouse Opossum), 2358 nucleotides. RefSeq names its product immediate early response 2 (gene IER2). The record is from RefSeq and is a predicted model, not a curated record. The coding region runs from base 202 to 903 and encodes 233 amino acids. The transcript has a single exon. Lineage: Eukaryota; Metazoa; Chordata; Mammalia; Didelphimorphia; Didelphidae.